Molecule: messenger RNA, 1217 nt
Organism: Papilio polytes (common Mormon)
Lineage: Eukaryota; Metazoa; Arthropoda; Insecta; Lepidoptera; Papilionidae
Exons: 6
Coding region: 33-962 (309 amino acids)
Biological process (GO): regulation of apoptotic process
Source: RefSeq, a predicted model, not a curated record
UGUAUUACUGGAAUAAAAGUAAAUAUUACCACAUGUGGCGCGUAAAAAACGCAUUAAAACAUGUGAAUAUCUCAGUUCUUGGCAACCCUUGUGGCUGUCGGCUUCGCGCAUGCGCUGAAAAAUAUGUCAGGGCCAUGACAUGGUUGCAAGGUCACAAAUGUUUAGUGUACUGUCAGCCAGUGGAACUGAUCCUUUGGAGUACAAACUCUUUGGUUAUAACCUUAUUGGAUUCUAAAAUGGAUUUGGUACCACCCUUAGCGUCCGUACACGCCUGCAGCGUUCAACCAUUAGAAGACUAUGAGACCCCUAGAGCGCCAUUACUUCGACAAGUAUCCUUGGAUGAAGAGCGUCCGGAUGACUGCCAGGGACACUGGCGGGGACAUUACAUUCAGGGAGAUGACCAGGAAAGGGGGGUGAGGCUGUUCAGGGCUCUGCUACUCCAGCAUCUGAGGCUUGAGGAGUUGAGGCCACCGCCAUGCAUGCUUGUGCCAGCGAAACCUGAUCACAGAGGAUGGUGGUUGUACUGGCGAGAUUGGAGGUCGCUGGAACGAGCAGCUAAGAGGUUCAGGGAAACCAAGGCGCGGGCUAUCCUGGCCGCGAGAGCUGAACACAUACCCCUACUCAGCUUAGAUGAAGUCGCCUUUGAAGAUAUUAUGCAGGAACUAUGUCAGGCGUGUUCACACGUGGAAAACAGAGCGUUGGUGGUGCUAGCCUUCCUCUGCGAGGUGUGCGCGCGCGCAGUCAGGGUAGGGGGCUGGUGUCGCGCGGCGGAUUGGGCGGCAAGGCAUGUGGCGCAAUGCGCGACGCCGUGGGCCAAUCGACAUGGAGGAUGGAGUGUAGUAGUAGAGCGUGCGGGUGGAACUCGAAGAGAUGACACAACAUUGAUCGCGGGUGCGGCUUUCGCAGCUCUAUUAGCGUUCAUACUGUUCUGCCGCCAUCGAUUCCGUCAUACGGUACUUUAAAUAAAAAAAACUUCUAUUACCUUGGAUGUAAUUACCCGUUGUACGGUGUCUCUGAAUAAUUGAGGAGAGAUGGUUGGUAAAUGAUUUGAAAAGGUGUUGAUCCUUCGAUUGGAUGAAAAGGUUUAAAAGAAAGCGAUUUAUUAUAUGUUUAACUUCUAAUGGUCAUUAGUAAAAGAUAUUGUAUAUUAAAAUUUUGAAAGCCUUCGAUGUUUUACUUGUGUCGUUUUUAUUGAAAUUUGAUUUAUUCUUCUUACA